Aricia agestis (brown argus) is the source of this 3488-nucleotide messenger RNA. RefSeq names its product polycomb group protein Psc-like. Gene Ontology annotation, cellular component: PRC1 complex. Lineage: Eukaryota; Metazoa; Arthropoda; Insecta; Lepidoptera; Lycaenidae. Gene Ontology annotation, molecular function: metal ion binding; promoter-specific chromatin binding. The record is from RefSeq and is a predicted model, not a curated record. Bases 162 to 3473 code for a protein of 1103 amino acids. Gene Ontology annotation, biological process: negative regulation of transcription by RNA polymerase II. The transcript has 2 exons.
UUUCCUCGAUUCACACGUAUUUUCGCAAUUUAGUACUGAUUAAUCGGCGAUAGAUUUGUUUAAUUGAUUAAAUAAAGAGACAUAAGAGUCCUUUGAAAGUUAAUUGAAAACUUGUGUUAAUGUAAGUCUUUUUACGUGGCAUUGGUGAUGCUAUCAUAAAAAUGGUCACUUCUAAUAAACAACCCGAUCAAAAGGUUGUUAAAAUGGAUGAUCAAAACAAUGGUGCAGUGGUUCCUCAGAGAACUCUGCUAGGCGAAGUGAAUGAACACAUUACAUGUCCAUUAUGCCACGGUUAUUAUAUUGAUGCAACCACCAUUGUAGAAUGUUUACAUUCUUUUUGUCGAAGUUGCAUUAUAAAACAUCUGCAAGUUAAAAGCUACUGUCCCGUGUGUGAAAUGAUGAUUAACUCUGCAAAGCCAAAUAUCAAACUGGAUAAGGCUCUUCAAGAUAUUGUUUACAAGCUAGUUCCGGGACUUUUUCAAAGAGAAAUGGAAAGGAGGCAACAAUUUUAUUCGUCAAGACCUGGGCCAGCCGCUUCUGCUACUCCAGAACAAAGAGGUGAAGAUACUGAAAGGAUAAUAUUUAGCCCUGAAGAUGUAAUUUCCUUUUCACUAGAAUAUUCAGACCUAACCGAUGCAGAUAGCAUAUCCAGUAAGUCUUCUGAUAGUAAUGAACCACAAGCCAAUACAGCAGUUCCCAGAAGAUAUUUGCAGUGCCCAGCUGUUGUUAAUAUUAAUCAUCUUAAAAAGUUUUUGAGUAUGAAGUUUGAUAUUGAUAGCACACAAUUUGCUAUUGAUAUAUUAUAUAAGAGGGUUCCUUUACCUGAUUAUUACACACUAAUGGAUAUUGCUUACAUUUACAACUGGAAAAGAAAUGAGCCAAUGAGAUUUUUUUAUCAAAUUAUAGAUUAUGUAGCAAUACGUAACAGGUUGUUUGAUGUGAACAGAAAAGGGUCGCAUUUCACAGAUAGGAAAUCAAGUCCUACAGGCACUGAAGAUACUAAUGCUAGCAGUCCAGCACCUAAUUUGAAUGACCCAGGAGAGCUGUCAUCAGGAACUGAUAGCCCCAUGCCUGACGAAAGCAACAAUAAGAAAUCCCGGGAAGUUUUAAAAAAAAACAGUAUGUUUUCCUCAAAUAUUUCAAAGGAUGGAAAUUCCCCUGGACAGUGCUCAACAGACAAAACCAGAUGUACUUCUCCUUUGAAGAAAAAUGAUGAUGAAGUUGAAAAAUCUCAGUUUUUGAAUUCUUUUGAGCUCACAGCUAAAAAUAACUCUGCUAAAAAUAUUCAACUCAAAUCAAAUAGUGAAAAUAUAUUAUUAUCGCCAAAAGAAAUUAACCUAGUUGAAAAGAAUGAGGAGGGCUUAAAAAGAAAACAUGAAGGUACCAAGAAUUUACCUGAAAUUAAAAAAGUUAAAAUUGAACUAGAAAAGGCAAAACUGCCUACUGGUCAAAAUGUUACACCAAGCACUGGAAUUGUAAAAUCUUGUUUAAGUGACAGACCUAUAAAAACAGAAAUUAUUGAAAAAGGUGUUGAAAAUUCCAAUAAGACUUUAACAAAUAAUGAACAUAGUGCCAUGGGAUCCACAGUACCAGUUAAAGAUAUUAAGCCACCUCCAGCAUUGUCUACUAAACAGAACAUGCAAGAAAAUGCAGGUCAAAAGCGAAAUGUUUCAACAUCUCAAACAUCAUCUUCACCAAAAAGAAAACCAACAGAGUCAGUAUCUGCUCAAUCAACAACCACACAAAAGUUGGUCUCUCCUUUAAAAUUACAUAUCCAUAAAUCUGAACCACAAACCUCCAACACAAAGCAUAGUGAAAGCUUGAAACCAGUCAUGAAGAAAAUCCCUGAGUUGAAAUCUAGUUUACCACACACUUCUACACAAAGCAAAGGACAGACUCCUGGUAAACUGAGAAUGGAUCUUUUAUCAAAUAAUUGUGAUCCAACUAGUGACAGAAGUAAAAUAAUGUCACAAGUUAAAACAUCAUUACCAGGUGCAAGUACUGCUCCUACAAGUGGAGACCCCUUAAAAUCACUAUUUGACUCCUGUAAAAUUAAUAUUCCUUCCUCACUCUCAAUAACCCUGACAGACCAAAAAUUAGAUGCAAAAAGUCCUGUUGACCAAAUCACUGCUGAUGCUAAGAAAAAUAUAAUGAACAAGAAUCUUUCCACAGCUUCUAAUGUGCAACAUAAGGUUCCAAGUCCUCCAGUACAUAAUUACAUAGAAAUACUAAAAUUGCCCGAUACUGAUCCAAAAAAGCAAGUAAAAACUGAAAGUGAAAAAGUUAUUGCAGGAAAUAAGACUGAAGGUAGUAAUUCUCAAACAAAGCAAAUAAAAUCUCCAGAAACAUCGGCUAAAGGACCAGUCCCUAAUCUAAAACCUAUAGCGGAUGCCAAAUUACCAAAGCAAGGUGGCAAUUUUACAGGGCCUAUAACAUUUCAACAAACUUUUGAGCAGCAAUUUUUACAAGGUGAUAAAAAAUCAAAAUUACCCAAAAAUAAGGCUCAAGUUCCAAAACUGGUUCCGGCCACAUCAAAAUCUUUUGCCUCGAGUAAACUUAACAAUCCCAAUUCAAGUAAGUUACCUUCUACUGGCAGUCCGGCUACAGAAACAAAGUCAAGUAUGGCUCUUGAUUUGUCUACUCCCCAUAAUUUACCAAGUCAGUUGGGACCACAACAAACAAAAGCUUUUGAGACAAUGCAAUCAAUUGCUAAUCUCGCUAAGAAACAAGGUAUACAAACUAAAGGCUUGCCUCAAGCUAUAAAUCAGAUUCGCAACUUUCCAAGUAUCUCUAACAGGCCAUUAGGUUCAAAUGUUACGCCAUUGCGAGUUCCAUCUUCUAGUACAUUAAAUCAGUUGAAAAUGGAGAAGAUUAGCCCUAACUUACCAAGUGGGACUCAGGCUCCCCUGAAACAGGAAAUUACAGCAAAGUCAAGUACAGUGAAGCAAAUAAAUCCUACUAAUCCAAAUGUGGCAUCUCCUAGUUUUCAAACAUCUUCACAGAAUACUUCCAAUGCUACUCAACCAUCUCCUAGACAGACUCGCUCUCCAAGUUCUUCACCAAAACUAGUGAUUGCAGAGGAAAAACAAGCAAAUAAUGUCUCCGAGCAAAAUGCUAAUCAGUCAAAUCAAAUUACAAGUACGCAGCUAUCAAAUUUGGGAUCUGCAAAAACCGAUUCAGCUAAAGUUUCACCAGGUCCUGCUAAAUCACUACCUAAACAGUUAAGACCAUUGGUCCCAAUGGCAAAAAUGACAAGUAUUAGGCAACCAAUCACUUCAAAUAUAAAUUCUAAUCCUACUAUGUCUUCACCGACUGACUAUCUGUCUCAGCCUCAACUCCUAACUCACGCGCAGAUAUUAAGACACCAAAUGGAAGUACAAAAUGCUUGGUUAGCACAAAGACAGUAUGAUUUGCUUAAAAAUAUGUCAAGCAUGGCACAAUCCCAGAAUGAUUUUAAUAAGGAAAAGCAAUAAUAUAUUUUUAGUUUU